Gossypium arboreum is the source of this 1305-nucleotide messenger RNA. RefSeq names its product cytokinin riboside 5'-monophosphate phosphoribohydrolase LOG5-like. The transcript has 7 exons. The record is from RefSeq and is a predicted model, not a curated record. The coding region runs from base 223 to 912 and encodes 229 amino acids. Gene Ontology annotation, molecular function: hydrolase activity, hydrolyzing N-glycosyl compounds. Gene Ontology annotation, biological process: cytokinin biosynthetic process. Lineage: Eukaryota; Viridiplantae; Streptophyta; Magnoliopsida; Malvales; Malvaceae. Gene Ontology annotation, cellular component: cytosol; nucleus.
UCUUUAAAAAAAAAAACAGAUUUUCUUUAACGAGCAGUCUCUAUAUGCUUUGGUGGGGACUUGGGAGUGAGUCUAUAAAUAUAAAUAAGGGGCCUGUUUCAUCUUACAUUGUCUAGAGUGAAUCAACGGAGGGUGCUUGCCACCACACAUCUGUUUCUCUCUCUGUGAGCCCACUUUUGUGUAGUGUAAGCAAACAAGGGAACUUGACAAGAAUCUCUGGAAAUGGAAAUGGAAGGGAAAGUUGUGAAAUCAAGAUUCAAGAGGGUAUGUGUUUUCUGUGGAAGCAGUACUGGCAAGAGGAAAUGUUACAGAGAUGCUGCUGUUGAAUUAGCCCAAGAAUUGGUGGCAAGAAGAUUGGACCUUGUUUAUGGUGGAGGGAGUAUUGGAUUGAUGGGUUUGGUUUCGCAAGCUGUUCACCAUGCCGGAGGGAAUGUUCUCGGGAUCAUACCUAGAACUCUGAUGAGCAAAGAGAUAACUGGUGAAACGGUAGGGGAAGUGAGACCCGUCGCCAACAUGCACCAAAGAAAGGCAGAAAUGGCCCGCCAUUCUGAUUGUUUUAUUGCUUUACCAGGCGGGUAUGGAACUUUGGAGGAGUUAUUGGAAGUGAUAACCUGGGCUCAGCUGGGUAUCCAUGACAAACCUGUGGGCUUGCUUAAUGUUGAUGGCUAUUAUAAUUAUCUACUGACUUUCAUCGACAAAGCCGUGGAUGAUGGCUUUAUCAAACCUUCCCAACGCCACAUCAUUGUCUCUGCACCAAAUGCCAAAGAACUGGUCCAGAAGCUUGAGGAGUACGUUCCUGUGCAUGAUGGAAUCAUAGCCAAGGCAAGUUGGGAGGUUGAGCAGCAGCAGCAGCAAGUGCCGCAACAGGUGGGGUUCAAUGCCACUACUUUUCAGACUCAGAUCGCUCUAUGAAGGAAGACAUGGAAAUUGAAUAAAGAUGGGAAAAAAAGUAGGGAAAAAGGUGUUUUAGGCGCUUAGCUUUUUACGAUGAUUUUUGGGUCAAAUACCAACCAUACCAUAAUGAUCAUGGUAAGGUUUGCAUGACAAGGAAAUAUAGAGAAGAAGAACAGAAAGCAUGUUUUCUUUUUGGAAAGCUAAGCUCAUUAAAUAUGAGUAUUUAAACUAGUAUUUUGGCAUCUAAAAUUAUGUACAAAUAUCAUAGAAAGAACAAGCAGCAAAAUCCAAAAAACUGCAGCUUUUUAUUAUUUGUAUGUAUCAUGCAUGUCAAUGCAUAAAGAGCAUGCAUUGCUUUGCUGAUAGUUUCACAACUUGUUCUCUUUUUGUUGUGUCAGUUUUUUUAAGGUA